Messenger RNA from Calypte anna (Anna's hummingbird), 1705 nucleotides. RefSeq names its product lactosylceramide 4-alpha-galactosyltransferase. NCBI's taxonomy places the organism in Eukaryota, Metazoa, Chordata, Aves, Apodiformes, Trochilidae. The coding region runs from base 132 to 1214 and encodes 360 amino acids. The transcript has 2 exons. The record is from RefSeq and is a predicted model, not a curated record. Gene Ontology annotation, molecular function: acetylglucosaminyltransferase activity. Gene Ontology annotation, biological process: protein O-linked glycosylation.
CCUGCCCGCCCGGCUGCCGCCCGAGCGCCGUGAGCUGCAAACCACCGACGCGUAUCGUGACUUGGUAGAUCACAGCGCGACAACAGAUCACGACGGUUGUCUUGGGAAAGCAGGCUCCGACAGCAGUGAGAAUGCUCAGGAUGCCCAACUGCCUGCUAAAGCUGACCAGGGUGGUGCUGAGCCACAAACUCAGGACUCUAUUUAUCCUCGCCUUUAAGUUCAUGUCCUUUGCCUCCAUCGUGUUGUACUGGAGAAUCACAGAGGACCCUAAGGGCAGGGGCCACCUCUACAGCUUGCCCGUUGAAGUCCGCUGUGCUCACUCUGUGCCUUCUCCUCCACAUGCCAUUGCUGGUGGGCCCCCUUCUUCACCAGGCAAUGUGUAUUUUGUGGAGACCUCAGAGCGAACUAACCCCAGUUACCUCUUCACAUGCUCUGUGGAGUCAGCAGCCCGAACACACCCUGGCACAAGGGUCGUGGUGCUCAUGAAAGGCUUGGCAAGUGGGAAUGCCUCCUUACCCAACCACUGGGGCUUCUCCUUGCUGAGCUGCUUCCCUAAUGUGGAAAUCCGUCCCCUGGACUUGCUGGAGCUUUUCUCAGGGACUCCUCUGGCUAAGUGGUACUUGCAGGCUCAGCACCGCUGGGAACCUUAUUUCUUACCUGUGCUGUCUGAUGCCUGCAGGAUUGCCAUCAUGUGGAAAUUUGGUGGCAUCUACCUGGAUACAGACUUCAUUGUGCUUAAGAACUUAAAGAACUUCACCAAUGCCCUUGGUACCCAGUCCAAGUAUGUACUGAAUGGGGCCUUUCUGUCCUUUAAACCUAAACACAGGUUCAUAGAGCUUUGCAUGCAGGACUUUGUGGAGAACUACAAUGGCUGGAUAUGGGGACACCAGGGCCCACAGCUCCUAACUCGUGUCUUUAAGAAGUGGUGCUCCAUCAGGAGUCUUCGAAGCAGUGCGAGCUGCAAAGGAGUGAAUGCUCUGCCCCGUGAGGCUUUUUAUCCCAUUCGAUGGCAGGACUGGAAGAAAUACUUCGAAGUGGUGAGCUCCUCGGAGCUUCACCGCCUGUUUAAUAACACCUAUGCAGUGCAUGUAUGGAACAAACUGAGCCAAGGGACGAGGCUUGAAAUCACAUCCCAGGCUUUGCUUGCUCAGCUGCAUUCUCACUUCUGCCCUGCCACAUAUGAAAUCAUGAAGAAGGACUCUGAACGACAGUGACUCAAGGGUCAGCUAAGAGAUACUGCCCAGGAUCCCACAACUCUCCAGCUGUUCCACUGCAAGAGAACCACCUUCUGAAGUGAGGUGGUGAGAAUCAAGGAUAAAAGCCAUUUGUGUGGUGUAGGUGGAGCUCGUUGUCUGUGCAGCUUUUUGUCUUGACUUUAACUGCCUACCAGCAAUAUUUUGAUUCUCUGCAGGAUCUUUUUUCUGCUCUGCUUGGUCAGGUAGAGAAAGGUCAGAAGGGGCGCAUGUGGUGGGCCACUCGUGGCAGACUCCAUCAGCCUUUCAGAGGAGCAAGUGCCCUGUCUGUAGUUGGAAGGCCUUUGUCAAAAUGUGUAUCUCACUGCUUGGUUCUCAGGACUUCUGAAGAGCAGUCCUCAAAGCAACAUAAGGACGGGAGAGAACAGGAACUGAGGAGGAAAUAAGGAUGUGCUUGAGGAGGUGUCCUGAGAAAAAUGUAGAGGAAAACAGAAGAAGGAAAGGGCUAAAGC